Molecule: messenger RNA, 471 nt
Organism: Brassica oleracea var. oleracea
Lineage: Eukaryota; Viridiplantae; Streptophyta; Magnoliopsida; Brassicales; Brassicaceae
Exons: 1
Coding region: 1-471 (156 amino acids)
Cellular component (GO): cytoplasm; nucleus
Molecular function (GO): nucleic acid binding; 3'-5' exonuclease activity
Source: RefSeq, a predicted model, not a curated record
AUGAAGAUGCAAGUAGAUUUUUAUGCAGGAAGGCUCAACGUCACCAUUGCGAGGAGUGAUAGACGGAUCGGACGUUGGAUUGACCGGAAUGUCCCCGCCGGUGAUAACUGUUCACUUGGAGCCACCGUACAGUGGCCACAGCCGAGGAACAGUCCCGCCGCUGUUCUCGCUCUAUGCUACGACCGGAGAUGCAUCCUAAUCCAGCUUUGUUACCUUUCUCGACUCCCCAAGCGUCUCCUCCGUCUCCUUCGCUCUCCAUCCGUCACACUCGCCGGGAUCUGGAACGGACACGAUGGAGCUAAGCUUCUGCAGCAGAACUCCGAUCUCCAGGUGCGUUCACUGAUAGACCUCCGCAACGGUGCGGGAGAAGAAGAUGACGGUGUUGCUCUCCGCAAUCUCUCUAGCACCGAGAUCAUUGUUAGGAGUGAACCUAAUCACCCCUCUGAUACCUUAGAACACAAGUUGCUUUGA